Messenger RNA from Oreochromis aureus, 5232 nucleotides. RefSeq lists its product as uncharacterized. Bases 26 to 769 code for a protein of 247 amino acids. The transcript has a single exon. Lineage: Eukaryota; Metazoa; Chordata; Actinopteri; Cichliformes; Cichlidae. The record is from RefSeq and is a predicted model, not a curated record.
UGAAGAUGUAGUCCGUUUGGUCUCCAUGGAGAUGUCUCCAGUCUCAGUCUUUGCCCUGUUGCCAUGGUCACUGUGCUUGCUGUUCUUCCUGACUGCCGCCCGCCCCCAGACGACAAGCUCCGCCCCCACACAUGCAGCUUCCCUGAGGGCCAAUACGACGCUACUCUACGAGAGCGGCGCCGCGACUAGCCACAGCCUGCGUAACUGCAGUUGCUCUGCCCCCAUCAGGGACUGCGACGAAGUGCUGGCGAACUCUCUGUGCCGCUGCCACAGCGUGCCACGCUCCGCCCUGCCCCCCGCUAGGCUGCGGGAGGCGGGGCUGCUGGCGGUGUGGGUGAAGGAGCUCUGGGUCCUGGAGGAGCUGCUGAACGGCAGCGUGGUGGGCCACCUGCGCCUUUCGUUCUGCGGGAUCAAACCUGUGGACAGCCGGUACCUGGCUCUGCGGGGUCUGCAGACCCUCGGGAUUCACAGCGCCGUGCCGCAGGCUCCAUACCCUGACCAGGAAAUGACCCUCUCCCCCCCAGCGGGGGUCACAGCGGAGCUGGACACCCUUUCCUUUGGCUCCUCCUCCUUCCUGCACGUGACCUUCGUGGACGUGGCCGUGCUGAACGGGCUCUCUGCCCUGAAGGCAUACAGCGUGGCAGGACCGCCUGCCCCCACCCUCUCCCAGCACUUCCCCCUGCUGCGCGUUUCCCUGCCCCCCUCUGAUGACCCGGCUGAGAUGGCUGCAGACCGCCUGCAGGACCUGCUGGUGACCUUCGUGUACUGAACCUGGAAACGGAUGGCACUUGUUUGUGGGACGAGUUCCCUUCCUGCUGCUGCUCCUGUCCUGGAGACGAAGUGCCUCUGAUGCUCUGAUCCUGUAACGAGGUUUGGGAAUGUUUGCACUCUGAUUGGAUAAGAGGACAGCCGCGUGAAGCCACAGGGGUUUCACAUGCAUGUACACACUCUGACCGUCCACUGUGGUACCGUGUAACGCACCGCAGUAGAAACUCAUAGCUUUAUUAAUCAUCAUCCUUCAUAGGUUAGGUUUAAGCUUCAUGUCAGGUUAACAGGAAUUCCCACUACCAGGACCUGUUGGAGUCUCAUUGAGUCUAAACAUCUGCAGAUGCUUUACAGCUAACCUCUCAGUGUCCGUCAAGAUACUCUGACCUGUCACAGAUAGUGAAAAUUAGCCUUUUUAGCAUUUUACCAAUUGGUUGGUGUUAGUGGUUCAUAAAGCCUUUCACCCACAGUUUAUAAAGAGUGUCUCAUCAGGAAACUGAAGCUGGGGGAUUUUAAUGGUUUGGUGUGUGAGUGGCAUGUAAGUGAUUUGUAAAUCCUUAGUACUAGUGGGCGAGGAUGACUCCAUGGAAAAAUGGCCCGAGUGUGAAACAGCUGGAAGGGGACGAGGUGCUAACAUGACUCAGGCUGCUCCUGUGAGCCGAGCGGUGAUCUCCGCUGUCUCUGCGCUCACUUUUAUCCUCAAGUUUACAUCUGUCAGCGUUUCAUGAACUGAAGGUUCACGUCAGCGGCCAUCAACCACAAGCCGUUUCACAGCCUUUAGACCUCGCUCAGACUUUAUGGACUGCAGCGUAACUGUUACCAAAAGCUGUGGUUCAUUCAGGUGCCAUUAAACAACUGUAACUGUGAAGUCAUUACUGGGCAGACAGCCUGCGGUCUGCAGGCUUCCUGAAUCUAUGAGACAAACAACACGAUUGUUCCCAGAAACAGAAGAGAUCCAGGCUCUGCCUCCACUUCGCUGGGUGUUAGCGCUCCGUCCUGUCCAGGUGCUCUGUCUCUUUCUCAGUUCUUAGACUUACAUGGGCGACAACUUACAGCAAAAACACAAAUCAGAGACACAACAGGGCUCACUGAACACUUUUACUGAUGAACCACGCCAUCCUCAUCAUCACAGCCACAACUGCAGGAAUAUCUUUAGGAAACAGAUUUCAUAACAGAUCUCUAGUAGGGUUGGGCGAUAUGUAAAAGUUUUCCAACCAACAAUCAUCAGUCCAAUAAUCAACGAUGGGCGAUAUAUUCGCGCAUGCACAGACUUUUUGAUGGGCGGAGCAAUGUAAUCAUGCACAGACUGAUUUCCGCAGAAGUACAAACAUGGACGAACUAAUAGGGCUGUCGGCGUUAACACGGUCAUCACGAUUAAUGCGAUUAAACUUUUUUAAUGCACUCAACCCAUCUGGAGCGCAGAUUGAACAAACUUUGGACAAACUGCCCGAAAUGCGUUGACAGAGACAUUUCAGGGAUUUUGACUCAGUUUGCGCUCCAGAUGGGUUCAUUGUUAAUCGCGUUAGUCGUGAUGAUGGCGCGUUAACACUGACAGCACUAAAAAAAUAUAACGUCGCCAAUUUGGGAUGAAAGCGGUAAACCUAAGGAUGUAACCGUUGGGCUCAGCCUAUCGUUGAUAGACGAUAUAUUCAUCCAGUCGCCCAACCCUAAUCUCUAGAGACGUGCAGAAUCUCACAGAGGCUCACACCUCCAGAGUUCAUGCUUCAAAAGAGCCAAAAAUAAACCCCAUACAAAACCUCUUCAGGUGCAUCCUGGGCAUGCAGCUCAGCACUCAGUUUCAUUUGGCGAGAUAAUAAAUCAACAUUAAGACAAUUCUGAGAAUGAAUUUGCACGACAAAGCGCUGAAGCCACUUUCAGAUUCACGUCUUUACUUUAAGUUGAGAACUCCUCCAGUCUCAUUUUCAGAGCAUCAAAUGAUGAGUGCUCUGAGUGGUUUCAAACUCAAACCAGCGUUCAGCAGCGAGCCAGCAGCUGAGCUGUGCAGGAGGUCUGUCAGAGGUGUUGCACAGAUGCGCCUGAUGCACAUCGAGCAGGAGAAUCGCUCACAGACACUAAAGAGUAUGAAUGUGGUGACUCUGUCUGCUGCAGUUAGAACGAGGGCGCGUUGGCUUCCUGCAGAUCUGCGUUACAUAACGGCCUUGUGGAAGAACAUUUGUGUGCCACAUGAUGAAAUCCUGUCGGUGCAGAUUAUUAAGAUGAAAACAAGACGUACUGUGGCAGCUGGCCACAGUGAACGCUGUCCAGAGCGGGACGAGCGCGUCUGCCGCUCUGUCUUUGAAACAUUACUCAUACACACCGCUGUGUCGGUUUAAGGACGACGCCUCUGAAUGUAAACAUGUCCGACAGCAGCAGGGUCUGCUGAGGUCGGAGAGCUCGGCAGGCGCUCUGCCGCGUUUUCCCAGCUGCUCUGAUUGAGAGCAGAUGGCCUCAUAAAACAAGUUGUUUUGAAACAGGUUAAAAUGGACGCCGAAGAACACGAGUGCCAGCAUUAGGAUCCUCCGUCAGCAGCCAACACCGCUCACUCGUUUGGACAGCGACCAUGACUCGGGCUCUGAUGAGCUGGAUGAGCAUGUGGGCGGGGCUGCGCAGCUGUCGGUCAGCACAGCGCAAACGGAACGUGUUUGUUUCACACUUGCUUUAAGGCCGAGGAGCUUUCAUGCUCUCGCUGUCCUCCUGCUCGAGUCCUGAGAGGCUCUGUGAGACCUCCUUGCACAAACACCUCUGUGUGCACAUAAACGUGUGUGUGUGUGCGUAUCUGUGUGCGUGUGUGUCUGUGUGUGUGUUAAACCCGUCCAGUGAGGAUUCAGAGCAGAGAGUCAGAGUUCAGGUCCACGCCCAGCACACGCUGGCCUCUAUCCUUAAUUACACGGCAGGACUUUGCACGCUGCUCAGCGCCUCUGUGUGAGGAAAUGUUCCCGCGAACAGAAAUAUUUGAAACGUGCACAGAGCACAGCUCACUUUUACAAACACCAACCUUAGAGUCCAAAACGAUGUGCGUCAGAAAUGCUUUGAUUCGCUUCCAGGUUCUAAUUCUCAUUCACAGCAGGACAGCUACAAAGUGCACACACAUGGCCAGAGUCCAAGCUAGCACGUUCGACUUAAUCAAGGCCAGGUGGAGGGAUUAGCCCUUUUUCUUACACUGGGUUUGAUCUCAUGCACAAAAGUCUGAUGUGAACAGAGGGUUCAGUUUCCUGGAGUUUCUCUGUUCUGAAACAGUUCAGUUUCGGCUCUGCAGGUGUCCCUGUGCUGCAGCCACACGGCCGAGGCUGUCAGGCAAAUCAGUGCAUGUUUGCUAAUGUCCUGGUAGUUCCUCACACUCUGGUGGUCAAAGACAGAACUGAAAGCUGCUCCUGAGUUAAACCAUAAGCUAUAAAGAUACAUUUAUCAUUUCUUAUACUGUAACAGUCCAUAUAAACCUUUGAUGGGCUGUUGCUGUUUGAAGCAGCCCCUAAAUGACCAAAACAAACGUUCUUCUUUAUUUUCUGGCUGUUUGCAGCCCUCUAGUGGUUGUAGGUGGAACUUCAGUUGAAAGUGGAGACGGGGUCACAGGGAGGUUUAGUGCUUCACCAGCCAGCUGGAGAAUCCUCAUUUUUCCGGACCGACCUGAGGCUCGUAGAUGGUCUGUGAUUGGUCUCUAGGCCUGUCCAACAGCUGACGUCACCUGGUUAGUGGUGAAAGCCUGAGUAUAAGAAGCACUGCUCAUGAGAAGAAAAUGUUUAAGAUCACUUUGAUUUGGAGGGGGAGGGGUUUAUAACUUUUACCACAACCUGCCACCAGAGGGCGAUUGCCAUGCUGUCCAUCUUUAUAUACAGUCUGUGUUUUCAAGUUUACCCAGUCAGGAAUAAGGAGAACCGCUGGGUGAGUUUGCCCUCCUCGGUGACUGUCAGGCUCCUCCUGCUCUUCCUUCCUGAGCACAAACACUUGUAGUUAUGCAACAGGCAGAAGUCUGUCUGUGAAUGCCAUCUGCUCUGGUAAACACAAACAGAGCGCGCUCACAUUUCCAGCGUGCAGCGCUCUGACACACUGGGAUUUUUCCACAGCUCUCCCCAUCUGCUAAACUGGGCUGUAACACGCCUCCAUAAUGGUUCUCAGGCAGUUCACAGAGGACUGGCACUGAAAGUCAAAGAGUCUGGAACUUUCCACCACAAAAUGGGUGAAAAUGAGCUCAGCGGGUUUUUUGGGUUUGACGUCACUCCCUCGUCCUGUCUCCGUUUCCUCUCCUGGUCUCUGUUCCAGCACCUUAACUCUGCAUCAGGGAACGUGUUUCGCUUUCGGAUGAUUUGCACGCUUGUUACAGGCUUCGUGAUGACUCGUGUGUUUAAGGAGCAGGUUGUGUAUUUGGAAACGGCUCGGCACCUUUGAUUUGUAUAUAAUUUGGAGUGAAUGUCAUAAACACGUCAUCAUGUGGAAGCUUUGUGUAGUCUGACAAUAAAGUUUGAAAAAGUG